AUGCUCCACUUUGCCGCCGGGGUUUUGUGCGUCUAUGCAUUUACGUGCGUAAAAGUUGUCUAUGGACAAGAUGAGAAGGGAGAACGUUUUUUGUGUACUGCAAUCCCCAUUGACGUGGAUAAAAGUUGUCCGGUGCGACCUCCGCCUGUUCAGAGCGCAACGGUUCAAGAGGAUGAACUGAGAAACACUGUCAUGCAGCUUCGACUGACAAUAUUACAACAAAAGGAGACGAUUGCGAAUCACAUAGCGACGAUAAAAGAGCUGACGUCUAAACUGUCACGAUGUGAGACUGAUUCUGAAUAUUUUCGGGAAAGCAAUAAGGAAACGAUGGACGAUGUGCCUAAAGACUCCAAUGACACCAUUGACAUUCUUGGAAAGACCAUGCAGAGUCUAAAAGAUCGAUUAGAAAAUCUUGAGCAACAGCAAAUGCGAGCCAACAUCUCUGGUGCCUCCUUCCCUAAUGACCUGAGAAAUCUACUGCAGCGUCGACUUGAGGACCUGGAGAAUCAACUGCUCAAGAAGGUCAAUGAACUUAAGGCAGAGAAGUCGCAGCUAUAUAAUGAAACUGUAGCUCAUCACCAACGCACAGAUAAUGCCCUCAAUCUUCUCACCAACAGGAUUUCUGAACUUGAGAAUGGGGAAGUUGGAUUCAAGUCACCAGAGAACUUCAAAAUCUCUCUUCCUCUACGCACAAAUUACCAUUAUGGAAAAGUGAAGAGAAGCUUGCCAGAAAUGUACGCUUUCACUAUUUGCUUGUGGCUUAAGUCAAGUGCAAGCCUUGGAACCCCUGGUGUUGGAACCCCUUUUUCUUAUGGAGUGCCAGGGCAGGCAAAUGAGAUUGUACUGAUCGAAUGGGACAGUAACCCACCAGAACUAAUCAUCAAUGACAAGGUGGCGCGACUGCCUCUAUCACUGGGUGAUGGGAGAUGGCAUCAUGUCUGCAUCACUUGGACUGUUAGGGAUGGGGUUUGGGAAGCCUACCAGGAUGGCCAAAAAUUGGGUUCAGGUGAGAACCUCGCUCCUUGGCACCCAAUCAAACCUGGUGGAGUCAUUAUCCUUGGCCAAGAGCAGGAUAUAGUGGGUGGGCGUUUUGAUGCCAACCAGGCUUUUGUGGGUGAGCUGAGCCACUUUAACAUCUGGGAUCGGGUUCUGCGUUCCUCUGACAUUAUCUCUAUGGCAAACUGCUCAUCCUACAUGCCUGGGAAUGUGGUGGCCUGGACCGAAAGUAAUAUUGAGGUGUUUGGUGGCGCAUCAAUAUGGCCACUUGAGCUUUGUGAAGCCCGGCUUUUUGAUGGUUAAAGAUGUCUGUUGAGGUUAUUAAACACAAUCAUUGAAAAUGAUAUAUUAAAGUUGUUUUUUAAAGGAGAACAUAAAGAUACAUUUAAUAGCGUUGUGUCUGUGUAUAAAGCAUAAAUACUAUCAACAUGUGCUUAAAAUUAUAUUCUUCAUACUGUUAACAAGGAAUUUGUAUCCUAAAGCAAAUUUUGUAGGUUUAAUGGUAUCCAUAUUUACUGUGUUUGGAUCCCCAUUUUUAUUUAAAGGAUAGUUUACCCAAAAAUUUAAAUUCUGUCAUCAUUUAUUCACCUUGUCGUCAUUUCCAACCUGCAUGACUUUCAUUCUUCUGCAGAACACAA
This is a messenger RNA of Triplophysa dalaica, 1634 nucleotides long. RefSeq names its product neuronal pentraxin IIb (gene nptx2b). The record is from RefSeq and is a predicted model, not a curated record. The coding region runs from base 1 to 1299 and encodes 432 amino acids. The transcript is spliced from 5 exons. Lineage: Eukaryota; Metazoa; Chordata; Actinopteri; Cypriniformes; Nemacheilidae.